Klebsormidium nitens is the source of this 1912-nucleotide messenger RNA. The record is from the annotation of a GenBank genome assembly. NCBI's taxonomy places the organism in Eukaryota, Viridiplantae, Streptophyta, Klebsormidiophyceae, Klebsormidiales, Klebsormidiaceae.
GUAAAUUAGGGUUUUGAGAGAGGGCUCCUAGGGUUUCGUUGAGCGCUGUCUCUGUUCAUUGGCAGUUCUGCAGUACGUACUACUACUGGCCUGAGGCUGGGGAUUGCAGUGCAAGUUGGGAACUUGGGGCACGCAUGCAGGAAGAACCUGUGGCAUCUGUCUCCCACCUAGCAGAGCCUGGAGCUGCCUCGAGGGAGGCCUUGGCAAGGUGCACUUUGCAGGGGGCUGUUUCAGAUGGCCUCAACCGCUGCAUUCAGGGGCGCAAGUUGCCCCUGCUCUGCGCACUUAGAAAACGUCACGCAAAAGCGAGGGAACCUUUCGGGGGCCGGAGCGCCUACUUCGUUGGUGCAGCCUUUUACUUCCACCACCGCGCGCAGUGGCCACGUUGUGCAGCGAGUGCGCCAAACAUCUGCUGAAACACCAUUCAAUGAACGCCGUGCUUUGCACCGGCAGGUCUUCUGCGGGCAGCGUUUGAAACAAGUAUCUUGCAUUCAAUCUGAGCGGACAGCAUGCCGGCAAAUAGUGACAGCACAGAACACGAGGGGGGAGCACAAAGCAGGGAGGGAAUUGGCACAUCUGACAAAUGUAGCCAGGCCAGUGAAGGGGGCUUCCGGGGCACCGAGGACGUCGGUGGUAGCCUCCGCUUUGAAAGAGAAGGAGGAGACUGCCAGAAAGGAUUCACUUGAGCCGGAUGACGAUACCUUCUGGCGAUUAAGCGAGCCAUGGGACAUCCCAUGGACUGGAAAGACGACUGCCUUCACCAUGACAGCCUGGCUCAUUGGGUUCGUGUUGACUGGGAUUGCGGUACCGCUGGGUGCUGUCAAGCUGGGGUAUGCUCCAGGAGAUGAUGCAGAUUCAAAGGCCCUCUUCGUCCUGGCAUACGAGUUGGCACAGACAGCCAUUGGGCUGACCAUCAUCUGGGCUUUCACAAAACCAUUUCAACCUUUGGGGGACGAGCUAUUUAAGUUCGAUCUUCGACGGCCGCUAGCCCGAAAAGACGGCUGGGCGCUUUACGCGCUCGGGGGAUUCCUAUUGGCGUUCGGGGCAGUGCAAGCGGCCGCCAGCGCCACCGGGGUCGGACAAGACCCGGACGCUCCUCGUGACGCUGGCGACGCUUUAAUGCAGCUGCUGCCAAUCAUUGGGGCUUCCCCGCUGGGCACUGCGUCACUGAUCGUGGUCACGGGGGUCUGCGCGCCGCUGCUCGAGGAGACGGUCUUCCGGGGCUUCUUCCUGCCGUCUCUCACGAAAUGGUUACCAACAUGGGCGGCGAUUCUUAUCAGCGCCUUCGGUUUUGCUGCCGCGCACGUGACCCCUGGGGAGCUGCCCCAAUUAACCGCCCUAGGUGUUGUGUUGGGUAUCACGUACACACAGACGCGGAAUCUGGCAUGCCCAAUGUUGAUACACUCGCUAUGGAACUCGGGUGUCAUCAUAGUGUUGACGGUACUCAAGGUCAACGGGGUUGACAUCAAAGAAUUUGUGUAGCAUACGAGGAGCUUGACCGUGUUGGAGAUCGCACACUCAAACGCUUUCCGCAUGCGAACGAGCUUCGUGCCUCAAGCUCUGCGGCGAGCAUAGGAAGCUUGGUGCGAGCAGGCUGGGAAGUAGGUUUGCAAUUGACGAAGACGUGGCAAAGGGGAGAGAUUGUCGGAUACAACUUGCAACAGGCCGCCGCACUGGUAACGACAAUCUCACAAUGUUAUUGAGCUGCAAAGAAGUAGUCACGCCAGCCUUUCAACAAGAAUGCCAAGGCCGAUUUUCUAAUUUGGUCGUUUGCAAGAUGCAGCCCAGAAAGUCGACGUCCGGUCGAACCCGUGCACACAUGCAUCUGGCGUGCCUGUCUUGAGGAUUACACGCAUGAGGACGGUGCCCAAAAGGAUUGGCAUCAUUUGUGAAACGAGGACGGUAGCCUUGG